This is a messenger RNA of Prorocentrum cordatum, 654 nucleotides long. The record is from the annotation of a GenBank genome assembly. Lineage: Eukaryota; Dinophyceae; Prorocentrales; Prorocentraceae.
AUGUCGUUCGGGGUGUCGGCGGCGCAGAAGCACCCAAAUGUGGAAAGGGACAUCGUUUACUUGAAAACGGAGCCGAACAGCUACCCGUUCCAGGUGACCAAAGACCACCCUCUGCUUGUAGAAGGGCCCAGUGGUGAUCUUGUGGACGUCACAGCUCAGGACCUGCUCCAAGACCGGCGGCGCAUCUAUGAUGGCACUCGUUUCCGAAGGGUCACUGAAGCAUUCGAGAGGCGCGAAGCCACAGAGGUGAUUGAGGUCACGUUUUUGGACGAUGCGGCUGUCUUGGCAUGGGUCUUGCCGAAGCGGCCGGUGCAUGCGCGCCCUCAGCUGCUCGACGGUGCUGCAGUCGUUUGCCUUGGCGCGCCGCCGCAGCGCACAGACGCAGUCUUUGUGCACAACACCUUCCUGCGCACGAGAGGCUCCGCGGACCGCGACCGCCAAUCCAGCAGGCGGUCGCGCUCCGCGGACGCGAGGCUGCAGGGGCUCUCUCCGCUCAUGGGGGCCGGGCGGGCCACGUCUUCCAGGCUCCCAGGCUAGGGCUGGCCUGCCGCUUCUCUCUUGACGAGGCAGUCAUCUUUCUGCUUAUGCGCUUGUGGCGCUGCCACGGCGGCAUUGCUGUUUUUAUGUUUUACGAUGAUUUGCUUUCGCGGCGGC